Molecule: messenger RNA, 630 nt
Organism: Owenia fusiformis
Lineage: Eukaryota; Metazoa; Annelida; Polychaeta; Sabellida; Oweniidae
Source: the annotation of a GenBank genome assembly
AUGCGGUCGCUGAUUCUACUUGUUCUUGCAGUGGGAAUCUGCAAAGUGAGUGGAAAGAGUAUCUCUUGUAAAUGCGCAGUCAGUGAUAGAUGUUCACUUGAUGAGGAUGCAGCCUAUGGUUGCCAAAGUGAUGACGAGUCAGCUGACUUAGAGUGUGACUGUUCAACGUGCACCUGCAGUAAAGGGAUUGAGGAAUAUCUAUAUCAAAGUUCGAUUGAAAGUAAGUUGCCAUUUAGUGAAUCUGAAAAAGCGGCGAUCAUGGGAGCCAUUGGCGCCGUUAAGGAAUUGGUUGACGACUUAAAUGAUCUUCUUGGUGGUAUAGCAGAACUGUUGAAACGUGCCGCGGACCUUAUCAAAGCCUUCUAUGAAUGGUUGAAGGAUAACAUCAUUAGAGUGUGUACUAUGUUAAGAAAUAAAAUUGAGGGAGUUCAAAAGAUGAUUGAUGCGACUGUUGAAAUGCUUAAGAAAGUACGAAACUUUCGGGAUAGCAAGAGCAAUUGGCUAGAGGAUGUUUUGAAAAUAAUAGAGGACAAAAUUAAUGAAUUGCGAAAAAUGGAAUUCCAAUCUAAAAGAUUAAUGCUACGGAAGAUUGAAACAGGUACCUUAUCUCAGUUAUCACUAUUAUUGUAG